Molecule: messenger RNA, 4701 nt
Organism: Marchantia polymorpha subsp. ruderalis
Lineage: Eukaryota; Viridiplantae; Streptophyta; Marchantiopsida; Marchantiales; Marchantiaceae
Source: the annotation of a GenBank genome assembly
GUACUUUUGCAGUAGCACCACCAGCACCAGCAGGGACUGCAAAAGAGAAAAGUCCGCCCCUCUGCGUGCUCUGCGACUUUUCGCCAUAUUAGAGGUUUAUUAAGGCCGAGUCCCUCAGAUAAACACCGACUCUGAUACAAACUCUGACGGCCUGUCCCAUCUCUGAUUUCUGAACCACGCUGUGCACACCUCGUCCACCAUCUGAAAGUCGCAGUCGGAGCGAAAAGUCACACUCCAAACCCGCCAGAGUGCCAUGUGAAUGGAUCUCCAAAGGGACACCCCCACCGAGUUGCUGGCACCAUGACCACGUACAUGGUUUCUCACAACCCGAAAACAGAGUGGGGAUUUGACGGACAGGCUCACAGGCGACACUCUGAUUCGGUAAUACGCUCGCUCUCUCCUUCCCCCUUGCGACUCUGAUCGCCAGUGACAGAAUGGGCCGGGUGGGUGCAGCAGAGAAGCCCGACGGCCCGAAGUUAUGGCACCAGUGACCGUUGGAAAGAGGCCGCAGAUCUCCGUGCAGCAGAUUUCCGGAAGGGACGGAGAGAGGGGCAGCAGAGUUCGAAAGCAGGGGAGGGGGGAGAAGGAUCAUUGGACUCAUUUGGAGAUUCAUGGUUUUGCUGGUGUACUGUCGUAGGUGGGUAUUUACUGAGUCCACUGUUCCCAACCGAUUGCCGGUGAGGGAGAGCGAGAGAGAGAGAAACGGGAAGCAACGUUGACGGAGAAAAGGGCAAGUGACCGUUAAUCGUUGCUGGCAGCCUGAGGGGACGAGGGAGAGGACGAGACAAAGAGUGGAGUGAAAGGUUGUUCGAUGGGCGUGGAUCUACGAGUAAGCUUCUUCGUAGCUCUGCGCCGACAGACCGACAUGUACAAUCUGACAGCAAUCUCUUGCCGGAGCAGUUGAUCCAGUGGAAAAGAACAGAACCAGAGGAAGCGGAAGCACUAGGGGAGGGGGAAGUGGGGGUCAUCUGAUGAGCCUCUCUUCGAUCAUCCGAUUUCCGCAGCUGGCUGGCAUUCGGCAGCUGGUGUAGUGUAGUUCGAGACAGCUGGUCAAGAGAUUACAAGUACAGGAAAACGACUGGACAGCUGCGCAUAGAGCGAGGGCCGAGAGCCGCAGCAGCAGAAGCAGCAGAGCAGAGAGCAAGUACAGCACUGAGAAGGAAGGCAGGAAGGAGGGAAGGAACGAACGAUGUUGGCAACAAGUUCUAUGGACUGAGCGCGGCAUUCUCUUCGUCUGGAGCGGUGCAGCAACUGAAGAGGGCAGGAGCAGGAGGAGAGAUGGUGCUGAUGACUCGCUCCGCUCAGGCUGCCGUCGCCCUGUUCGUUGCGAUCGCGCUGGUUUCUGAUGCGAGCGCUGGAAUCGGAGUGAAUUAUGGAACCAUCGCGAACGACCUCCCGGCGCCGGAGGCGGUGGUAGCGCUGCUGAAGACGACGAUCAUCGACAAGGUGAAGAUCUUCGACUCGAAUCCUGCAAUCCUGCAGGCAUUCGGCGGCUCCGGGAUCGACAUCGUCAUCGGGGCAGGAAACGACCAGAUCCCGCUGCUGGCGAACCAGCCGGGCUACGCGCUGCAGUGGGCGCAGACCAACAUCGCCGCAUACCCGACGACCGCCAUCACCGCGGUCUCGCUGGGCAACGAGGUGCUGGCCUACGCGGCGGACGUGGCGCCGCUGCUGCUGCCGGCGCUGGAGAAUCUGCACGCCGCGCUCGUCACGCUGGGGCUCGACGGCAGAGUGAAGCUGUCGACGGCGAGCUCGCUGGGCAUCAUGGACGACUCGGAGCCGCCGUCGAACUCGACCUUCAAGGCGUGGGAGGCGAGCAUUCUGGCGCCGGUGUUCGCAUUUCUGGCCCGCACCGGCUCGCCCUUCAUGAUCAACGCGUACCCGUACUUCGCCUACACCGGAAACCCGAAGAAUACGUCACUCAACUUCGUGCUUUUCCAGCCGGCCGACGCCAGCGAGACGCGGUUCGACCCGGUCUCCGGCCUGACGUACUCCAACAUGUUCGACGCGCAGUGCGACGCCGUGUUCUGGGCCAUGGAGAAGCUCGGGUUCAAGAACGUGAGCAUCGCCGUGACUGAAACCGGGUGGCCGUCCGCCGGCGACCCCUACGAGUUCGGGCCCAGCAUGGCCGACGCGCAGACCUUCAACCGCAACCUCAUCCGCCACAUCGGCACCGGCGUCGGCACCCCGCUCCGCCCCGGCGCCGUCAUCGACACCUACAUCUUCGCCCUGUACAACGAGAACCUCAAGGCCGGGCCGGCGUCGGAGCGCAACUUCGGCCUCUUCUAUCCGACCGGCGUGCCGGUUUACGACGUCGGCAUCUUGGGCGGCCCGCUCUCCCCCGUGGCGCCCCUUCCGACCGCUCCCCCUCCUCCCCCCGCCGCCGCUCUGGCUCCGGGCCUGCCUCCCUACGUCGUCCCGACUGUUCCUCCCCCUCCGGUGGCAGCCAUGGGCCCCGGGCUCCCUCCCUACGUCGUCGGAGCUCCGCCCCCUCCCAUGGGCAUUGCGCCCUUCGCGCCCAUGGCGCCGUCUCCUUACUCUCCUCCGCGCCGCAUGGGUCCUCCCCCUCCCAUCGUCUACACUCCUCCUUUCGAUCCUUACUACAACUAUCCCCCUCCCUACCGCAAUCCCAACAGCUCCGACCGCGUGUCCGUCGUGUGCGGUCGGCUGCUGUCUGCCCUCCUCGUGGCGCAAGCCGUGUUCUACCUUCUCGUCUGAGGCAAUAUGUAGCGCUGGUACUGCACGUGUCGAGCUCAUUUUGCUGCCGGAGCUCGGAGUGCACGUAUUGUAAUAUAUCUAGUUCCCGAGAAAUUCAUCCCAUCCUUCCCUCAUUUAUUCUUCGCGCAGAGAUGCGUCGGUCAGUGGAGUGAACCCUAGGGAGUUCGAUUGCACGUCUGUGGAGAAUUGAGCUUCCCUUGGGACGACGAAGGUUCUUUGUUCAGAUCGGGAGGUCUUCUUUCCAAUCGCGCCCUGGUUCGCACAGGGGCACUGGCAACAGGAUAGCUAUUAGCAGAGCAAUGUCGUGCAGACACGACGGAUCCAGCCUCGUUUCUGCUCUGCAGGCUUUGCAAUUUACAUGGUCAGGCUUCUAGGGAUUCGUGCAGGACCGAGGUGGCUUGUCGAGAGCUGCGCGCCCCUUUUUCUCCCGAAGCUGCAAGAGUUCUGGAACUACAGCAUCGUCUGGAGUGCAUGCGCUUGUGCAUAGACUAGAGCUCCGAAGUGAAUGUUGACGGCGAUGGUCAUAGCGGCUUGCCACCGUCGGUAGAACGAUUUGUACAUUUUUAAUCUGGACAAAAGUCACCUGCCGCUGGGGGCUGAUUCAAGAGGGUCGUGAAACAUUCGAUGCGAGACGUUUGUAACGUAGUAUUGAGGACGCUGUUGCCUCUCAUAUUCAGAUCAGGAUCUGAAACCCUGAGAUAUGUGUUCCACUAUUGACAUUGCCCUGCGGGAUUUCUCUCGUUGGAGGUUAUAAAGUGAUUCAUUUUACAAUGGCUACACGGUGCGGCACACGAUCAGGAUGGUUAUUGCAAUGGAGGUUCUCCAUUCUGGAAUACUCAUCUUGCGAGGCAGGAGUUCUGUGUUUGUUGGCUCAGCUUAAGUCAUUUCUGAAAAAAUUACGAAGUCCCAUACAAGGCGACGAGUUUCCAUGUGGACAAACCGGGACUAUUGCGCUGGCGAGGAGUCUGAGCAAGGUGUGCUGGAUAUCAUAGUACUCCAAAAAAUUAUAAAAAAUAAUAUUCCGGAUCCUAAGGGCAAGUUUCUUCAGGUACUCAUAUAAUAGUGGUUAUUGCAGCUAACGAUUCUCUGAGAACUGUUCCUGUUGCUCUUGCUGUCGAGGAAAAGAUUUUAUUAUCCCUGCGUAACUUGCUCUGAAAAUGAGGACGAUAUAUUGCAAUGAACAUAAAGAUGGUUCAAGGUAAACAUCAUUUAAGUCAAGAUAUAGGUCAUGUGCAAGUCCCAACUCUCUUGUCCCAAUGUGUCUCAGAACCGCAGAAAAGACAAUGAUAUAUUCCCUGAAUGUAAAGCAACGUUGACACCGUCCCGCUGAUAUUGCUGGGUUUGGGAAGGGCUGACACUGCCGAUGAACGAAUUCAAUCAGUGAUAGAGUUCAUGUAAUCUAGGGUACUCGUUGUUCCACCCAUCUCUGCCGUAGACCUGUGAGAGUGUCCAGCGUUUCUUUUUACGAAUGUAUAUCGUGAUGCGAACAAGACAGAUUGUGAAAGAGCCAGUCGAAUGUUGAAGUCGGCACCGGGUAUGUCUGCGAUAUACCACGUGACUUCUGAGCGCAUGCAGUCACUUCCAACAAACAUUUUGGUGGAUGAUUAUCCAGUCCGGGUGAAAUAGCCCGCCAUGCACAUAAGAUUAAGCGCAAACAAUGCCACGUUUUUAGUCUCUAAUCGGGUUUUGACUACGUUUCAGUCUGAGCAGUGUUCAGGGUUGACUAAGAAACGGCCAUUCAGUGGAGGACAUGGUGACCUUAUCUAAUGACCAGGUCAACUCUAGGGAACUUGUGAGUUUGCUCGAGUUGUAGAUAUAAAUUCCAACAUUGCCCUGUCAAAAGUUUGAGGGACUUAUGGGUCCACAGAUCUGGAUCCACUUGGUUCGUGUCUUUAAUAUGAGGGCCAUAUCCACAAUCUAGGCAGGUCCCCUACUUCCGAGAAGAUCUUGAGCUCUUGAUUAAAUUCUGACCCAUCCACCGAA